GGACAUAUAAAAAUGAAAACUGGAUAUUGACUUUGAAUCAAAUAUACAAAUAUAAAUAAAGCCAUUGAACAUGAAUUUCAUGAUAAGUUUGACUUUAGUUAUACUUGUAUCUGGCGUAUUCGUUACAGUUACAGGAACAGGGCAGAGUGGCCCUGGAAUCUAUGGAAAAUGCUCUAGUAGAUGCAGGAGGUACAGACUAAAAUACUGCGAAACCACUUGCGAAAUUAAGGCGGGAUGUCGUGUAGAGGACUCCCUUUGGAACAAGUGCUAUUAUAGCUAUAGAUAUUCAAAAAGGAGAUAUGCAGUGAAAGAAUGCAUGAUUAAGAUUCGUCAUUGUCAAACAACAACGACACCAUCUACAACAACAA
Molecule: messenger RNA, 368 nt
Organism: Owenia fusiformis
Lineage: Eukaryota; Metazoa; Annelida; Polychaeta; Sabellida; Oweniidae
Source: the annotation of a GenBank genome assembly